This is a messenger RNA of Lodderomyces jiufengensis, 363 nucleotides long. Its product is annotated as 60S ribosomal protein eL22. Gene Ontology annotation, cellular component: ribosome. NCBI's taxonomy places the organism in Eukaryota, Fungi, Ascomycota, Pichiomycetes, Serinales, Debaryomycetaceae. Gene Ontology annotation, biological process: cytoplasmic translation. The coding region runs from base 1 to 363 and encodes 120 amino acids. The transcript has 2 exons. Gene Ontology annotation, molecular function: RNA binding; structural constituent of ribosome. The record is from RefSeq and is a predicted model, not a curated record.
AUGGCUCCAAUUACUACAAAAAAAUCAAAAUCUGCUAAAAAAUUUAUUGUUGAUACUUCAGCUCCAGUUGAAAAUGGUGUUUUUGAUCAAGAAGGAUAUGUUAAAUAUUUAAUUGAACAUAUCAAAGUUGAUAACAUUGUUGGUAACUUAGGUGAUGAAAUUUCAGUUGAAUCUGAUGGUUCAAAAGUUGUUAUUGUUUCUAACACUAAAUUUUCAGGUAAAUAUUUAAAAUAUUUAACUAAAAGAUACUUGAAAAAAAAUCAAAUUAGAGAUUGGAUUAGAUUUGUUGCUAUUAAACAAAACCAAUAUAGAUUACAAUUUUACUCAGUUGCCGAAGAUGAUGAUGAAGAAGAUGAAGAAUAA